This is a messenger RNA of Megalops cyprinoides (Indo-Pacific tarpon), 4999 nucleotides long. Its product is annotated as phosphatidylinositol-binding clathrin assembly protein-like. Gene Ontology annotation, biological process: synaptic vesicle budding from presynaptic endocytic zone membrane; clathrin-dependent endocytosis; clathrin coat assembly. The record is from RefSeq and is a predicted model, not a curated record. Gene Ontology annotation, cellular component: extrinsic component of presynaptic endocytic zone membrane; clathrin-coated vesicle; clathrin-coated pit. Lineage: Eukaryota; Metazoa; Chordata; Actinopteri; Elopiformes; Megalopidae. Gene Ontology annotation, molecular function: SNARE binding; 1-phosphatidylinositol binding; phosphatidylinositol-4,5-bisphosphate binding. Bases 1046 to 2926 code for a protein of 626 amino acids. The transcript is spliced from 20 exons.
UUAACCGGAAUCGCUGAAAGCCGACAAGGAGGCGAAGGCGUUGAGCAAUUUACCGUCAAAUAUAAUUGACGGAACAGCAUAGCUGCGAUCCUGACGGGUAGAGCCACUGGGCAGGAUAUCUGAACUUCAUGCGCCCGGUUCUGACACGAAACAGGAGGCCGAGAAGGAUUUAUCCAGCCAGCUAUCAGGAACUGACAGUGCCUAGUUAGUUAGCUAGCUAGUUAGCAAAGUUAGCUAGUUGUACAUUUUUUCACUGUAACGUUAACGAAAGCUGUCUUGCAAAAUGUCAUUUUAAGGAUCAGAACAGUGUUUAAAAAUCAGAUCCAGACGUUGUAAUCGCAGUCUGCUCGCUUGUUACAGGGAGCUCAGCUGGCUAGCUGCCUAGUUAGAUGAAAGUCUCAUCUAGGGAGCUAAUGUGAUAUUAGGUAGAUAUCUUGGUGUUUCGUCCCUUAGAUUAUGAGGUGUGAGGUAGGUGGCAGGAUAGCUGGUUGUUAUACAUUUUUGUUGUGUGGGAUAAUUUAGGCAGCACACUGGGUAGUCAUCUGGCAAGACAGCUAGCGAGGUUAGUGGCACUUGACUGCGUUUCCCUUGUCAAGAUAAGGUAGCGAGUUAACGAUGAUAAUUUGCAAUCGGGGUCCUGUCAGUUCGGUUUGUAAAUUGGAGCCUGAGACCUGUUCCUGCUUUAACAUUAGCUAGCUACUUAGCAAGCAACGAUUUUUAUUUGCGAUUUCUUUUCAACGAACCAUAGCUUAACGAUAAAUAAUUUAAUGUUGAGCAGUGACCGGUUAUCACUGUAACUACAAUACGUGCAGUCAACAGCCCCAACCUUAGCCGGUCCUAACUAGUUGGCUAGAUAGCUAGCUAACUACCUUCUAUAUUCACCGCAUGUUUUCGUGCAUCGUUUGCAGUUCAGCGUACGAUUUUUUGUCAGGUAUUUCACGUAGAAAAGCCCCCCGGAAUCCAGUUAGGGAAUAUUGUUGGAACAAGUGUUUAUUUCGUUAAAGGUGUUGUAACUAGCUAAGUUAAAACACAGCUGGGCUAAAAAAUGUCUGGGCAGUCUAUCACGGAUCGGAUCGCAGCGGCUCAGCACAGCAUGACUGGGUCGGCUAUAAGCAAAGCGGUAUGCAAGGCCACGACACAUGAAGUCAGCGGACCCAAAAAGAAGCACCUUGAUUAUCUGAUCCACUGCACCAGUGAGCUGAAUGUGAGCAUUCCCCAGCUGGCCGACACGCUCUUCGAGAGGACCGCCAACAGCAGCUGGGUGGUGGUCUUCAAGGCCCUCAUCACCACCCACCACCUCAUGAUGUACGGCAACGAGCGGUUUAUCCAGUACCUGGCCUCUCGAAACACGCUUUUCAACCUGAACAACUUCUUGGAUAAAGGUGCUUUGCAAGGCUAUGACAUGUCAACUUUCAUCAGACGCUACAGCAGAUAUCUGAAUGAAAAGGCUCUCUCCUACAGACUGGUGGCUGUGGACUUCACCAAGAUGAAGAGGGGCAUCGAUGGUGUCAUGCGGACCAUGAACACGGAGAAGCUGAUCAAGACCCUCCCCAUCAUCCAGAACCAGCUGGAUGCACUGCUGGACUUCCAGGCCAAUCCCAAUGAGCUGACCAAUGGAGUCAUCAACGCUGCCUUCAUGCUGCUCUUCAAAGACUCCAUCCGCCUCUUUGCGGCCUAUAACGAGGGUGUCAUUAAUCUGCUGGAGAAAUAUUUUGAUAUGAAGAAGAACCAGUGCAAAGACGCUCUGGACAUUUACAAGAAGUUUCUCUACAGGAUGACCAAGCUGUCAGAGUUUCUCAAAGUGGCCGAGCAAGUUGGAAUUGAUCAGGGUGACAUCCCAGAUCUAACGCAGGCCCCCAGCAGCCUCCUGGAAGCCCUGGAGCAGCACCUGGCUUCUCUGGAGGGCAAGAAAACCAAGGAGUUCUCAGCAGCCAGCAGGGCCAGCACCCUGUCCAACGCCGUGUCCUCUCUGUCCAACACGGGGAUGUCCUUCAGCCGCAUGGACGAGAGGGAGAAGCAGCAGGCUCUGGAGGAGGAGCAGGCCCGGCUGCAGAGCCUCAAGGACCAGCGCCUGAAGGAGAUCAGUAUGCAGACCCCCGCGGCGUCCCCCAGCACGCAGUCCAUCAGCAGCUCCAACAGCCACAGCGCCGGCAUGGACCUCUUCUCCAACCCCAACCCUGCCCCCACCCCCUCCACCAACAGCAUGCCGAACCUCAACAGCGACCUGUUCGACCUCCAGCCUGCCUUCGUCCCCACCGUCCAGAGCACCCCCUCCAUCUCCACCGCCGCCAACAGCGCCUGGGGAGGUCUGGAAACCCACCCCGUCCCGCAGGCUGCUCCCCCGUCAGCCAUGACGGUAGAUUUCGAUGCUGUUUUCGGGACUAAAACUACCAUUUACGAUGCGAAGCCACCACCUGCGCUUGACUCCUUAGGGGAUCUGCUGAAGCCCUCGGUCUCCACCCAGAGCCAGGCCCCGGUCGUGCCGCUCCACCCGGCCGGCAAGCUGCUGGCCAACGACCUGGACUCCUCCCUGGCCAACCUCGUGGGCAAUCUGGGGUUUGGAGGAACACCAGCCAAAAAGCCCGACAUGCAGUGGACCCAGCCGGGCGAGAAGAAGCUGACAGGAGGCACAAACUGGCAGUCCAAGACGAUGAGCACCACGGCCUGGAACCCCGGACCCAUGGCCCCCGCGCCCAUGCCUAUGCCACACAUGAAUGGAAUGUUCUAUACUGGUUAUGCUCCAGCUCCAAUGGCUUUCCCCAUGACGACGCCUCAAGUGCCUGUGUAUGGAAUGGUACCCCCCCAGAUGGGGCAGAUGGGCGGGGUCCCUGUGAUGGCUCCUCAGCCUGUGAUGUACAACCAGCCUGUCCUUAGACCCACCAACCCCUUUGCCCCCAUCCCCGGAGCACAGAUGCAGUUCAUGUAGUUCCGCUGAAGGAGCCGAAUGCCAAGCGCGCCAGCGCCACGAAAAGAGAGAGCGCAACAGGAGCGAACAAAGAAAAACGGCGAACCGACACCAAAUACAGGGAGAGAAAGAGGAAUGAAAAAGGACAGAGCACGGAGGAGAGCGGAGAAGCGUUUGUGUCAUGACUGCUCGUCCCUGUGUCUGAAACAGCCCCUUUCACCCCCCCCACUCUGGCUCAGGUCCCCCUCCACCUCCAUUAUACACUGCUACACCGUCAGCACCUAAAAUUUAUCUCCUUUUUUAGUCAGAGGGGAGGGACAGGGAGAUGAGUGACAUCACAAUCUGAUCUGAAGAGUGGGGUGGGUUAAAUUGCACUGAUAGUCAUUGGUCAAUGGUUGAGUUGUAUUCUUCUUACCUUUUCUAGGCUUUUUUCUUUUAAAGUUUGGCUUCAGGUCAUUAGGUGAUUUCUGUCUUGUAACUAUGGUUGAAUCUGUUACUGGUAGGUGUUUGGAUGAGGUAAAGAGGUUUAGAGGUCACCACAGAGAUCAGCCAGUUGCUUCAGCGGUCAAUCUGUGAUGAUCCGGUUUAUACCGGUUGUGCUAUUCUCCUCAUCCCUCAUGUAUUUCUCACAGUGUUUUGCGUCUGUGUCAGAACAUUUUCGAGUUUACCCUGGAAGUAAAGCAUAUGUUAAUGAAGUUAGUGUUUGUUUUAGGUCAAAGGUGAGGGAAGAGCUGGCAUAUCGGAGAGGGGGCUUUUGUACCUGCGAUCUUUUAUAUGCUCAGGAACUGUACUGCAGUCGUCAGCAGGUCACAGCACAAAAAGGGCAGCAGUCCGGGAUUGUAUGUGUUAGUGUUUUGUUUUUUUUUUUUUAAUAGUACUAUUUUUGAGGGGUUACAGUAUUUCCUGCUGUUACUUAUUCGUGAUGUGCUCACGGUUUCAGGUGGCUGUGGAGGUUUCGAUUCUUCACCUCCCUCCCCCCUACCGGAAUUGAAAGUGCCGUUUAGUCAGGGAGAGGGGGGUGAAGCAGGUUCGCCUCUGAGUGGAUAUAUGUGGCUGUUUCAGACCAGGGCCAGCACUUGCAGUCAGAACCGAGCGGACCGGGCCGCAGUGUCCCUUGAGGAAUUGCAUAAAAGAGCUGUUCUCCUCCUCUCUGUGCUUGCCGUGUGUGUCUGUUAACCCGAGAACCCUGAAUUAAUGUCACUCUUUUUCUCCUCUGUUGUAGCUUGUAAAUAAUGUUACUCCUACAUGUCUGGAAGAGGGAACCCCUCUCGCACCUGCUCCCACCCUAAACCCCCGCCCCUCCUACCCUCUCCCCUCCCUGUCUGUGUAUGAGGGCGAGGUACAACCUCAGCCUCAUUGAGUGGACUUUCUUAUUAAGUUAACAUUUUCUAUGAGUCUUUUUGUAUCGGUCCUACAGGAGUUGUCAUAUUAUUUGUGGGUAAAGGGGUUGUGGGUAAAUGGGGUUGGGAAGGAGGUGGAGGUGUCAAUGUUUUUCAGCCAAACUAUUCGUUACUACAGCAUACUGCACGUUUCUGUCUCUGAAGCUUAUCUGAAACCCGGAGUGGUUCAAAUGUAAGGGCCGUUCGUCUGUUACUAUGAUUAUUGUUUUUUUUGGUUUGUUUCUUUCACAGCCCUCUCAGGUUUUGGGCUCCAGUUAGCGACGAGCGAGCCUAGCCCGAUGGUGGAUGUCUGUAGAGCGCUUUUGUUGAGCAAGCGAACACUAAUCAGACGCUUACGCCGCGCUAAUUCCACAUAGUUUCCAUAGCAGCCUUAACGGAUCUAACUGCUGUUUAUUUUCAUCUGGGUAUGACUCUGGUAAUUCCCUAAUUAGCGAUCUCCCCCCCCCCACACAAGUGACAUUUUUAGCCUUCCCUCUCACAAGGAGGCCUGAUAGGGAAGGGGGGGUGUUGCCAUGCUCCCUCUCUGAGGUGAUUAUUCUGAAAUGUCAGUGACACCCCACCACUGUAAAAAGGAAAACCAGCAGGGGGAGGGGCCACACACAAGCUGGAGGGGGCGGGGUUUCAGUGGUGUCCCCAGAGAUCCCCACAAAUUGACUGGCAAAGAAGGCCUCGGGUGGAGGGCUGUAUGUGUAAC